AUGGAGGCCUUCGGCGGGUUCUUCGUGGACGAGAAGGCGGCGCGGGUGGAGAACAUCUUCCUCGAGUUCCUCAAGCGGUUCAAGGAUGCGGAGGAUGCGGCGGAGCCGUUCUACGACGUCGAGAUGGAGGCCAUGCGGUCGCGGGAGUCCACCACCAUGUACGUCGACUUCGCGCACGUCAUGCGCUUCAACGACGUCCUCCAGAAGGCCAUCUCCGAGGAGUACCUCAGGUUCGAGCCAUACCUUCGGAAUGCGUGCAAGAGGUUUGUGAUGGAGCAGAGGGCUGGUGAGAACCGUGCACCAAUUAUCUCUGAUGAUAGCCCCAACAAGGAUAUCAAUAUUGCCUUCUACAACAUCCCCAUGCUCAAAAGGUUGAGAGAGCUUGGGACAGCGGAGAUUGGUAAGCUCACAUCUGUAAUGGGGGUAGUUACAAGGACGAGUGAGGUCCGACCUGAGUUACUGCAAGGUACCUUCAAGUGCCUUGAUUGUGGAAAUGUGGUAAAGAAUGUAGACCAGCAGUUCAAGUAUACUGAGCCAAUAAUAUGUGUUAACGCAACAUGUCAAAACCGAUCAAGAUGGGCUCUUCUUCGUCAAGAUAGCAAGUUCACAGAUUGGCAGCGGGUCAGGAUGCAGGAGACAUCAAAAGAGAUACCUGCUGGGUCACUGCCUCGUUCCUUGGAUGUCAUUCUGCGUCAUGAGAUUGUUGAGAAGGCUAGAGCUGGAGACACGGUUAUAUUUACUGGGACGGUUGUCGCUGUUCCAGAUGUUAUGGCAUUAACUUCGCCUGGUGAUAGAGCAGAGUGUCGCCGGGAAGGUCCUCAGCGGAAGAAUGGGUCAGGUGUCCAAGAAGGUGUUAAGGGCUUGAAGUCACUUGGAGUGAGAGAUCUCUCGUAUCGCCUUGCUUUUGUGGCCAACUCAGUGCAGGUGGCAGAUGGAAGGAGAGAUGUGGACAUUAGGGACCGUGACAUAGAUGGUGAUGGCAGCGAGAGACAGAAAUUCACUGAUGAGGAGGAGGAUGAGGUUGUUAGGAUGAGAAACACUCCUGAUUUUUUCAAUAAGAUAGUUGAUAGCAUAUGUCCUACUGUCUUUGGUCAUCAAGAAAUAAAGAGGGCACUCCUCCUUAUGCUUUUGGGUGGUGUUCACAAGAUAACACAUGAAGGCAUAAACCUUAGAGGCGACAUCAAUGUCUGCAUUGUUGGCGACCCAAGUUGUGCAAAGUCGCAGUUCUUAAAAUAUACUGCUGGUAUUGUUCCACGAUCUGUUUACACAUCUGGGAAGUCCUCAUCUGCUGCUGGUUUGACAGCAACUGUUGCGAAAGAACCUGAGACCGGUGAAUUUUGUAUCGAGGCAGGAGCACUCAUGCUUGCUGACAAUGGUAUAUGUUGCAUUGAUGAAUUUGAUAAGAUGGAUAUUAAGGAUCAGGUUGCUAUACAUGAAGCAAUGGAACAGCAAACAAUUAGCAUAACAAAAGCUGGGAUACAAGCAACUUUGAAUGCACGGACUUCAAUAUUAGCAGCAGCAAAUCCCACAGGAGGACGUUAUGACAAGUCAAAACCACUUAAGUACAAUGUGGCAUUGCCACCAGCUAUUCUUUCAAGAUUUGAUCUGGUAUACAUCAUGAUUGAUGAACCUGAUGAAAAUACUGACUACCACAUUGCUCAUCACAUUGUGAGGGUCCAUCAAAAAAAGGAAGAAGCACUUUCCCCUGCAUUUAGCACUGCAGAACUGAAGCGCUACUUUGCUUUUGCAAAGUCUUUGAAACCUCAGCUGAGUUCAGAAGCAAAGAAAGUUCUAGUUGAGUCGUAUGUUGCCCUCCGUAGAGGUGACAGUACUCCUGGUACCAGGGUUGCUUACAGGAUGACAGUUAGGCAACUAGAGGCAUUAAUUAGGCUGUCUGAAGCUAUUGCCAGAAGCCACUUGGAAAGAAUUGUUCUCCCAGCACAUGUCCGCUUGGCAUGUAAAUUGCUCAAGACAUCCAUAAUAAGCGUGGAAUCAAGUGAAAUUGAUCUCUCUGAUUUCCAUGAUAAUGAAGAUGCAAAUGCACCUGCUAAUGAUCCUGCACCGCCAGGAGAAACAGGUGUUAUUUUAAAUGUCAAAACUCUUGAAGAUGACGAACCAGCAGAUGCUGGUAAGAAGAAACUGGUUAUCACUGAAGAACAUUUCCAGAGAGUCACACAAGCUUUGGUUAUGAAACUGCGGCAACAUGAAGAAUCACUCAAGAAAGACGGGGAUGGUCUGGCUGGCAUGAAGCAAGGGGAUCUAAUAAUCUGGUACGUUGAGCAGCAGAAUGCCCAAGGUGCAUAUAGUUCAACAGAUGAGGUGAAGGAAGAAGUGAAGUGCAUCAAGGCCAUCAUAGAGAGGCUGAUACAGAGGGAGGGCCAUCUUAUAGUGAUCGACGAAGGAUCAGCGGUAGCAGACGACGGUGCUGCUGCUGUGCGGAAAGUAGAGCACAGGAUCUUGGCAGUUAACCCAAACUAUGUCAUCGAUUAGUCAUAUGAAGAUGCAACUAACUCAAGGAUCCAUUUUAUGUUGUUAACCACCAGAGCUGAGAUUCUAGUGGAACCCCUGGUGUGCAAUUUUAUCUAGAAAUGUUGUACCAUCACCGUCUCUGCUGUACCUGCAGGGAAACACAUGAUCUGCAGAGUUCAGAACCAUGGCACUGCGUUAGCGCCUGUAGUGUAGUCUGAUUGUGUAUUUUUCACUGCUUCAGGGUUUAUGUGAAUUGUAAGA
This is a messenger RNA of Lolium rigidum, 2730 nucleotides long. RefSeq names its product DNA replication licensing factor MCM6. The coding region runs from base 1 to 2490 and encodes 829 amino acids. Gene Ontology annotation, biological process: double-strand break repair via break-induced replication; mitotic DNA replication; DNA replication initiation. Gene Ontology annotation, cellular component: MCM complex; nucleus. The record is from RefSeq and is a predicted model, not a curated record. The transcript has 18 exons. Lineage: Eukaryota; Viridiplantae; Streptophyta; Magnoliopsida; Poales; Poaceae. Gene Ontology annotation, molecular function: ATP binding; single-stranded 3'-5' DNA helicase activity; single-stranded DNA binding.